UGUUUAAUAAAAGCCGAUGACGUCUUUAAUAGACGGUAAAAACACUUCGAGGAAAGAGUCACAGAGAUUCAACACAACGAAGAAAUCAAAAUGGAUACAGGCGAUACAAGGCAUAAUGAUAAUACGGUGGCAGAUGGAGUUCCAAACGAUGCAAGUGGAGUCUCUGAUAGGAGACAAACAAGCUCACAACAAGAACUAUACGCGGUUGGCGGAGAAACCGAGGAUCUGCCCUCCAACACGCUUGCUGAAGAUGGAAGCAAACCUCAAGAAGACCCAUCGGCUCAACAACCAUCACAGUUCCACGAAGGGGACAAUUGGGAGAUCUGUAACUGCACCAAGGGCACUGAUGUGGCCUAUGUGAAUGGUGUCAAGUGUCCCAUUUGUGGCAAGGUGAUCAAUUUGGUAGUUGAAGAGUCCGCACCGGCAACGUCCACUAGUGAAACCGAAUCGGCUUUUUUUCAGGCACUUGCAACUGGAAUGGUCAUGGUUCCUCAAACUCCCGAACCUUCUCCAGGUGAUCAGUCAGCAACAACUUGUGAAGCUGUAGAUCAACAAGCGCGAUGUGCUGUGAGACAAAACGGAAGCAAGAUUGCUAUCGAAAGUAAGUAUCCUGUUCACGUCCUGUUCGUUUAGUAUGCUUUUCAAAGUAAGGUACCUACUAUAAGUGGUUAAUUUAAUAUGCAGAUACCAUACUUACGCUAUUCAAAUAUCCGUUCCCUCCAGCUCGAAGUUGAACAUUUUUCUUGUGCCAUAAACGUUCAUUGUACUAAAUAUGUAACAAGUCAAUUGAAAGAGUAAAAUUCGAAGUUUAAACUUGCAACAGGAAGUGUUUCAAGUUCACAAAUGCAGGCUAUAGUGCUCGUUUCUUUGCAAGACUGUUUGAGGUAGUGUAUCAUAAGUUAUCCAAAUAUGGGAAAUUCAAGUCAUAAAAUAAAGUGUUCUUUGCCGGCAAAAGAAGCUUAGAGGGAUAGCUAUUGAUGUAUUGCCAGUCUCAUUCUAAAAUAUAUCUCAGGCUUUUUGUAAAAGCAAUGAAAAAAUAAGACACCACCUUUUCAAGCUAUGGACGGAAUAUUUAAAGAGGCCAUUAGC
Messenger RNA from Orbicella faveolata, 1089 nucleotides. RefSeq lists its product as uncharacterized. Lineage: Eukaryota; Metazoa; Cnidaria; Anthozoa; Scleractinia; Merulinidae. The record is from RefSeq and is a predicted model, not a curated record.